Medicago truncatula (barrel medic) is the source of this 1173-nucleotide messenger RNA. RefSeq lists its product as uncharacterized. The transcript has a single exon. Lineage: Eukaryota; Viridiplantae; Streptophyta; Magnoliopsida; Fabales; Fabaceae. Bases 1 to 1173 code for a protein of 390 amino acids. The record is from RefSeq and is a predicted model, not a curated record.
AUGCAUCAACCUUUAGGUUUUAAGGAUCCAGAGCAUCCGAAUCAUGUGUGCCUUCUACGAAAAUCAUUGUAUGGACUCAAACAAGUUCCUCGAGCAUGGUACAAAUGGUUUGCAGAUUUUGUUUCUUCUAUUGGGUUCUCUCAAAGUAAGUCAGAUAACUCUCUCUUCAUCUAUCGGAAAGAUACUAAUAUGGCCUACAUUCUUUUGUAUGUCGACGACAUCAUUCUUACUGCUUCAUCUGAUACUCUUCUCAAAUUUAUCAUAUCACUUCUCAGUUCUGAAUUUGCUAUGAAAGAUUUGGGGUCCCUUAACUAUUUCUUUCGUAUUGCAGUCACAAGAUACACUGAUGGUCUAUUUUUAUCUCAUAAAAAGUAUGCAGAAGAGAUCAUUGAAUGUGCUGGCAUGUCCUCGUGUAAGCUAUGUCCUACCCUGGUCGACACAAAACCGAAGCUUAGUGGCAAAAGUACCACCCCAUAUAAGGACCAAUCUCUCUACCGCAACCUUGCUGGAGCUCUACAAUAUCUCACAUUUACUAGGCCUACCAUUUCCUAUGCAGUACAACAGAUUUGUUUAUUUAUGCGUAAUUCGAUGGAUGAUCACAUGCAGGCUCUCAGGCGCAUCCUGCGCUAUGUUCAAGGAACUCGUCAGUAUGGACUGCAUCUUUAUCCCUCAUCCACUUCAUCCUUGAUAUCCUACACAGAUGCCGAUUGGGGCGGAUGUUCAGAUACCAGGAGAUCUACUUCUGGUUAUUGUGUAUUUCUUGGUGACAAUCUACACUCGUGGUCUUCCAAACGCCAACCCACAUUAUCUCGCUCUAGUGCUGAAGUCGAAUACCGAAGUGUUGCCAAUGUCGUAUCUGAGUCUUCUUGGUUACGCAACCUACUUUUGGAGUUACAUUGUCCUAUCUACAAGGCUACCAUGGUCUACUGUGACAAUGUUAGUGCGAUAUAUUUAUCUGGGAACCCUGUUCAAUAUCAACGCACUAAACACAUCGAGAUGGAUAUUCACUUCGUUCGUGAAAAAGUGGCUCGUGGACAAGUACGUGUUCUACAUGUCACCUCACGAUAUCAAAUUGUCGAUAUUUUCACGAAAGGUCUUCCCCUAGUACUCUUUCAAGAUUUCAGGGACAAUCUCAGCAUACGCAAGCUCCCCGCUUUGACUACGGGGAUGUGA